AUGCUUCUGGUACUUGUGGUCUCUAGUGGGUUCCCAAUGGGCACUGACGCUAUGAAUGACUUGCUGGUCUUUAUUACAAUGUAUCUGCGCACUGGGCAUGCAAACAAACUAAAGAUAAUACACGGGCUGUCCAUUUUAUUUGACUCUGAUGCAAACUUGGAGGAGGAGCUAACUGAUAAAAUACUUGAAGGAUUCAAUUCAGACUCUGCCGCCGACGCAUGCAGAGACUUUGGAUACUCCUUGCUGCUUGUGCAAAAGGAAAAGAAGGAAAGCUGCAAGAUCGUAUUUUUUUCUUCGGGAAACAUCUCGCUGAACUUUAUAAAGUGUGCAUUCACCGCAAGAAAACUGGACAUCCACGUGGACUGCAUCGUUCCAUUUGAAAGCGCCGUAUCGCAGAUCUCAGACGUUCUGAGAAGGCCUGCAUUUUGCACGUCUUCAGGCGACUCCCUGUUUGAGUACUUGCUGGGAAUCCUCUCCCUGGGCCUUGGGAGGGUAUCGAAAACCAGCGCGCACAGGCUCUGCAUAUGCCACAGCAAAGAAAUAACCAUAGGCUAUCUCUGCCCAAUCUGCUUGGGGCUGUACUGUAAAUUUGUUCCGCUGUGCAAGCACUGCAAAACCCGCUUUAUUUUCUAG
Messenger RNA from Nematocida major, 633 nucleotides. Its product is annotated as transcription initiation factor TFIIH subunit 3. The record is from RefSeq and is a predicted model, not a curated record. NCBI's taxonomy places the organism in Eukaryota, Fungi, Microsporidia. The coding region runs from base 1 to 633 and encodes 210 amino acids. The transcript has a single exon.